AUGAAAAUAAAAGCUAAGAAUGUUAAAAGCUAAGCUUAGAAAGACGUUAAUCAAUUGAUAGUUAAGAUUAAAAGGAGAGUGAUGAUGAAAUUUCAGAUAAUACUGCAUAUGCAAUCCAAAAAAAAAAAAAAAUCUAAAGUUAAGAUAGUAACUAUGAAAAAAAUGAAUAUUAAAGCUAAGAAUAAAAUAAAGUUAGUGACUCAGAUGAGAGCUAUGAUAAAAGUGAGAAUGAAGACUCUGAAGAAGAAUGUUAUUUUGAAUUUAAAAAUAAAAACUAAAAAUGUUAAAAUAAAAGCUUAGAAAGAAGUUAAUAAAUUGGUAAUUAAAAUUAAAAAGGUAGUGAUGAUGAUGAUAUUCCAGAAUAGGCUGCAUAUGCAAUCUUAUAAAAAAACAAAAUCUAAAGCUAAGAUGAUGACUAAGAAUAAAGUGCAGACAGUAACUACAAAGAAAUUAAAUAUUAAAGUAAAUAAAAUAAAAAUAUUGACUCAAAUGAAAGCUCAGAUCAAAGCUGGAAUGCAGAUGAUUAUUUGGAUGAAAGUUCUGAUGAUAGUUGGGAAGAAUAAGAAAGUAACGAUGAAAGCCUUACAAACUAAGGAGAUAGGAAAAAGUAAAAGGAACAAAAGGAAUAUAUCAGCUGUGAAGAAAAUGAUAAUCAAGAUAGUUUUUAAGGACCAAGCAAAACUGAAUCAAUUUUAAAUAACUAUUAAAAUUUAAUAAUUCAGACAAUGUAUGAGCAAAAUAAUUAUCAAGCUUUAUUUAAAAAUCCUCUUUCUAUAAAUAUUAAUGAAUUGA
Tetrahymena thermophila SB210 is the source of this 792-nucleotide messenger RNA. RefSeq lists its product as hypothetical. Lineage: Eukaryota; Ciliophora; Oligohymenophorea; Hymenostomatida; Tetrahymenidae. The transcript has a single exon. The record is from RefSeq and is a predicted model, not a curated record.